This is a messenger RNA of Xiphophorus maculatus (southern platyfish), 3308 nucleotides long. Its product is annotated as NLR family CARD domain-containing protein 3-like. The transcript is spliced from 10 exons. The record is from RefSeq and is a predicted model, not a curated record. Lineage: Eukaryota; Metazoa; Chordata; Actinopteri; Cyprinodontiformes; Poeciliidae. The annotation marks the transcript as partial. Gene Ontology annotation, molecular function: protein binding.
GAGCCAGAGCAAAGGUCAGAGGAUCCAUCAGAGACUCAAACCAGAACCAGAACCAGAACCCAGCUGUGUGUCCUUUAAGAGUGACAGGUCAAAGAAUGAGAUCAUUGACUUUAAAUCUCCUGGAUCUCCACCAUCAGAGAGAGUGGACCAGCAGAGCUCAGAGGUUCCCAGUGGUCCGUCUGCCCAGCAGAAACAAAAACAGCUUCAUGCUGCUGGAGGACAAUAUUGUCACUUUUGUGAAGAAAGAACUGAAAAAGAUCCAGAAAGUUCUGAGUCCAAAUGACCCAGAACAUUCAGAGAGUCAGAGAGAUGAUGAGGGGUUGGAAGGUGAUGAUGAAGAGCAGAGGAGGAGCAACAGAGAGGCAGUGAUGAAGAUCACACUGAACUUCCUGAGGAGGAUGAAGCAGGAGGAGCUGGCUGACCAUCUGCAGAGCAGAUAUUUUGCUCCAGUUUGUCAACAUCAACUUAAAUCUGGUCUGAAGAAAAAGUUCCAGUCUGUGUUUGAGGGGAUUGCUAAAGCAGGAAGUCCAACCCUUCUGAACCAGAUCUACACAGAGCUCUACAUCACAGAGGGAGGGACUGGAGAGGUCAAUGAUGAACAUGAGGUCAGACAGAUUGAAACAGCAUCCAGGAAACCAGACAGACCAGAAACAACAAUCAGACAAGAAGACAUCUUUAAAGUCCAACCUGGAAGAGACCCACCAAUCAGAACAGUGAUGACAAAGGGAGUGGCUGGCAUUGGGAAAACAGUCCUAACACAAAAAUUCACUCUGGACUGGGCUGAAGACAAAGCCCACCAGAAAAUCCAGUUCAUAUUUCCAUUCACGUUCAGAGAGCUGAAUGUGCUGAAGGAGAAAAAGUUCAGCUUGGUGGAACUUGUUCAUCAUUUCUUUAGUGAAACCAAAGAAAUCUGCAGCUUUGAACACUUCCAGGUUCUGUUCAUCUUUGAUGGUCUGGAUGAGAGUCGACUUCCUCUGGACUUCCACAACAAGGAGAUCCUGACUGAUGCUACAGAGUCCACCUCAGUGGACGUUCUGCUGACAAACCUCAUCAGGGGGAAUCUGCUUCCCUCUGCUCUCCUCUGGACAACCACACGACCUGCAGCAGCCAAUCAGAUCCCUCCUCAGUGUGUUGGCAUGGUAACAGAGGUCAGAGGGUUCAAUGACCCACAGAAAGAGGAGUACUUCAGGAAGAGAUUCAGAGAUAAGCAACAGGCCAGCAGGAUCAUCUCCCACAUGAAGACAUCACGAAGCCUCCACAUCAUGUGCCACAUCCCAGUCUUCUGCUGGAUCACUGCUACAGUUCUGGAGGAUGUGUUGGAGACCAGACAGGGAGGAGAGCUGCCCAGAACCCUGACUGAGAUAUACAUCCACUUCCUGGUAGUUCAGACCAAAGUGAAGAAGGUCAAGUAUGAUGGAGGAGCUGAAACAGAUCCACACUGGAGUCCAGAGAGCAGGAAGAUGAUCAAGUCUCUGGGAAAACUGGCUUUUGAUCAGCUGCAGAAAGGAAACCUGAUCUUCUAUGAAUCAGACCUGACAGAGUGUGGCAUCGAUAUCAGAGCAGCCUCAGUGUACUCAGGAGUGUUCACACAGAUCUUUAAAGAGGAGAGAGGUCUGUACCAGGACAAGGUGUUCUGCUUCGUCCAUCUGAGUGUUCAGGAGUUUCUGGCUGCUCUUCAUGUUCAUCUGACCUUCAUCAACUCUGGUUCUGAUGUGAUGAAAGAAACACAAAGAUCUAAGAAAUCUUCAUUACUUAAUAAAUCUGACCUAAAGUCUCUCCAUCAGAGAGCUGUUGACCAGGCCUUACAAAGUCCAAAUGGACACCUUGACUUGUUCCUCCGCUUCCUCCUGGGACUUUCACUGCAGACCAAUCAGAGACUCUUAAAAGGUCUGCUGAAACAGACAGGAAGUAGCUCACAGACCAAUCAGGAAACAGUUCAGUACAUCAAGGAGAAGAUCAGUGAGAAUGUGUCUGCAGAGAAAAGCAUCAAUCUGUUCCACUGUCUGAAUGAACUGAAUGAUCGUUCUCUAGUGGAGGAGAUCCAACAGUCUCUGAGUUCAGGAAGUCUCUCCACAGAUAAACUGUCUCCUGCUCAGUGGUCAGCUCUGAUCUUCAUUUUAGUGUCAUCAGGAAAAGAUCUGGAUGUGUUUGACCUGAAGAAAUAUUCUGCUUCAGAGGAGGUUCUUCUGAGGCUGCUGCCAGUGGUUAAAGCCUCCAACAAAGUUCUACUGAGUGACUGUAACCUCUCAGAGAGAAGCUGUGAAGCUCUGUCCUCAGUUCUCAGCUCCCAGUCCUCCAGUCUCAGAGAACAGGACCUGAGUAACAACAACCUGCAGGAUUCAGGAGUGAAGCUUCUCUCUGCUGGACUGAACAGUCCAAACUGCAACCUGGAAACUCUCAGACUGAGUGGCUGUAACCUCUCAGAGAGAAGCUGUGAAGCUCUGUCCUCAGUUCUCAGCUCCCAGUCCUCCAGUCUCAGAGAAUUGGACCUGAGUAACAACAACCUGCGGGAUUCAGGAGUGAAGCUUCUCUCUGCUGGACUGAAGAGUCCAAACUGCAACCUGGAAACUCUCAGCUUAUCAGGCUGUUUGGUCUCAGAGGAAGGCUGUGCUUCUCUGGCCUCAGCUCUGACCUCCAACCCCUCCCAUCUGAAAGAGUUGGACCUGAGCUACAAUCAUCCAGGAGACUCAGGAGUGAAGCUGCUGUCGGCUGGACUGAAGGAUCCACACUGGAGACUGGAAGCUCUCAGGGUGGAGCCUGCUGGAGUCCCAUUCUUGACACCAGGUCUGAGGAAGUAUUCCUGUCAACUCACCAUCGACACAAACACAGUGAACAGAAAACUCAAACUGUCUGAAGACAACAGGAAGGUGACACAUGUGGAGGAGCUUCAGUCAUAUCCUGAUCAUCCAGACAGAUUUGAUAGUUAUCCUCAGCUGCUGUGUAGAACUGGUCUGACUGGUCGCUGUUACUGGGAGGUCGAGUGGAGAGGAGGAGUUUAUAUAUCAGUGAGUUGCAGAAGAAUCAGGAGGAAAGGAGACAGUGCAGACUGUGUGUUUGGAUAUAAUGUUCAUUCCUGGAGUCUGAGCUGCUCUGAUGAUGUUGGUUACUCUGUCUGGCACAAUAACAUAAAAACUCGUCUCUCCUCCUCCUCUGUCUCUAACAGAGUAGCAGUGUAUGUGGACUGUCCUGCUGGCAUUCUGUCCUUCUACAGAGUUUCCUCUGACUCACUGAUCCUCCUCCACACCUUCAACACCACAUUCACUGAACCUCUGAUUCCUGGAUUUAGGUUCUGGUUCAGUUCUGGUUCC